Messenger RNA from Strongylus vulgaris, 1077 nucleotides. Lineage: Eukaryota; Metazoa; Nematoda; Chromadorea; Rhabditida; Strongylidae. The record is from the annotation of a GenBank genome assembly.
AUGAAGACCAUCCUUGUGCUUGCUGCCCUUGUGGCAGUGCUCUACGCUAAGACUUUCACGAUGGAGACCCGCUCCUCCGGAUCUCUUCGCGCUCAGCAGCAUUUGGCUCGCGCUCAGGUCCUUGCCUCGGGAUCGCAGCCAUUCAUCGACUACGCUGAUGACUUCUACCUCGGAAACACCCGCACCUUCUCCAUCCAGUACGGAUCUGGAUCAUGCAACGGUUACCUUGGAACUGAUACCAUCGGCUUUGGAGGACUCACCAUCAAAACACAGGAAUUCGGAGUUGCCACACAUCUUGCCGAUGUCUUCGGAUAUCAGCCAGUUGACGGUAUUCUUGGACUCGGAUGGCCAGCUCUUGCUGUUGACAAGCAUAUUUUUAAACCAAAACAAUACCUGAUGCUUAGAACCAUAUUUCUGGCUGUUGUCGCACAAUAUCUGAUUAAGGUUACUCCUCCCAUGCAAAACCUUCUUCCCCAACUUGAUCAGCCCCUAUUCACCGUAUGGAUGGACAGAAAGAAUUUUCAGCUAACCAUCAGCAACGGUGGAAACGCAGGCCUGAUUACCUAUGGAGCUAUCGACACCACAAACUGUCAGUCGCAGAUCAACUACGUCCCCCUUUCGGCUGAAACCUACUGGCAAUUCCCCAUUGCUGGAUUCUCCAUCGGAAGCUUCUCAGAGAGCAAGAAGGACCAGGUUAUCUCCGACACUGGUACCUCAUGGAUCGGAGCUCCAACCAGCGUUAUCAGCGGUGUUGUCAAGCAGACUGGCGCAAAGUACGACUUCGCCAACGAGCUCUACACUGUCGAUUGCUCAACCCAGAAGACCCAGCCCGACCUCAUCUUCACCAUCAAUGGUGUUAAAUACAACGUCCCCUCUGUAGAGUAUGUGCUCGACCUUGGGCUUGGUAACGGAAAGCGCGUACACAUUCAGUGCGCUUUGACCUUCUUCGGCAUGAACUCUGGCGGUUUCGGUCCAGCCUGGAUUCUUGGAGACACCUGGAUCCGCACCUACUGCAACAUCUACGACAUCGGCCAAAAGCGAAUUGGUUUCGCAAAGGCAAACCACUCCGGCCUCUAA